AUGACUGACGCCAUUCGUAAUACGGGGUAAAUUCAAAGUUCAUGUCAGAUUUGAAUACUAUAUCCUGGAAUCUUCCAGAUUUUUUGCCGGGAAAACCGUGUUUAUCUCCGGUGCCUCGCGUGGAAUCGGCAAGGAAAUCGCCCUGAAACUCGCCAAAGACGGCGCGAACAUUGUGAUCGCGGCCAAGACGGCCACUGCUCAUCCGAAGCUUCCGGGCACCAUUUACACUGCGGCCGCCGAAAUCGAGAAGGUAAGUGGCAAAAAUUUAAAUUUCUGAGUGGUUUUCCACGUUUUUCGUAAAAAACUGGAAGUUAAAUCGAUUUGGCUGAAAAUUCUUCAAAAUGAGCAAUUUUCAUUAUUUUUCUGCUCGAGCGCUCAAAAUGUGUGUAUUCACACGUGUUUUAAGUUUCCCUGGGUUGAUUUUGGUAUUUCCCGUCGAUAUUUUACGCAAAAACGACAAUUUUCUCAUUUCAGGCAGGCGGAAAAGCUCUUCCAUGUGUGGUGGACGUGCGCGAUGAAGCGGCUGUACAAGCCGCCGUCGACGCGGCCGUCCAAAAGUUCGGAGGAAUCGACAUUCUGAUCAACAACGCGUCGGCGAUCUCCCUGACGAACACGGAAGAGACGGACAUGAAGCGAUACGACCUGAUGCACUCGAUCAACACGCGCGGCACCUAUCUGCUCACCAAACUGUGUCUUCCGCAUUUGAAGAAGGGCAAGAACCCGCACGUGUUGAACAUCUCGCCGCCCCUUUUGAUGGAACCCAGAUGGUUCGGACAGCACGUUGGCUACACGAUGGCCAAGUUCGGAAUGUCGAUGUGUGUGCUCGGACAUCACGAAGAGUUCCGUCCGUAUGGAAUCGCCGUCAACGCGCUCUGGCCACUGACGAGCAUCUGGACGUCGGCGAUGGAAAUGCUCUCGCAGGGCGGCGGAGAAGCCGGCAACCGGAAAGCGACAAUCAUGGCGGACUCAGCCUACGCGAUUCUUUCAAAGGACUCGAAGAAGUUCACCGGCAACUUUCUGAUUGAUGAGGAGUUUUUGAGAGGCGUCGGAGUAACCGAUUUUAAGCAGUACGAGUGUGUCCCCGGAGCACCGCUCCUCCCCGAUUUCUUCAUUCCGAACGGCUCUUAUGAGCGAAGCGUCGGCUCAAAGUUGUGA
Messenger RNA from Caenorhabditis sp. 36 PRJEB53466, 1155 nucleotides. The record is from the annotation of a GenBank genome assembly. NCBI's taxonomy places the organism in Eukaryota, Metazoa, Nematoda, Chromadorea, Rhabditida, Rhabditidae.